UUUUGUUUUUAAGAGCAAACUGUCGAAUUGAUGUCGUCACAGACAUCGACAACUUCAAGCAGCAGUUUAGAAUCAGGUAUCAAUGUAGUACCAGUUGCUGGCAAAUUCACUGAUAAUAUUGUCGUACAACGUCCUCUCCCAGAAGAUAUGGAAAUUGUAUUACCAGAAGCAAAAAGGAAGAGAGGACGCCGUAAAAUAAUGACUACUAAGCUUGCUGCGGCCUUAGAUAAAUGUAGAAUUAGUGACAGGGAUGCAGUUCAUAUUUUGAUUGCUACUACCGAGGCAUUGGGUCAUGAUGUUCAGGAUUUUGUUAUCAACAGGUCAUCCAUUCACAUUUAUAGAGAAAAAAUACGCGAAGAAAGAGCAGCUGAAAUUAAGAAGCACUUCAAGGACGCCAAAUUGCAAGCUGCUGUCGUGCAUUGGGAUGGUAAAUUACUUCCAGCCUUAACAGGUAAAGAGACUGUGGACAGACUUCCUGUGAUUCUUUCGAAUAACGAUACUGAGCAACUUCUUGGAGUGCCCGGAUUGCAAUCUGGAACUGGAAAACAGCAGGCAUCUGCUGUUUGUGAAACUCUUGCUGAAUGGGGUCUUCAGAAUUAUGUUAAAGCAUUAGUUUUCGAUACGACAGCAACGAAUACUGGAAGAUUUAGCGGUGCGUGCGUUUUAAUAGAAAAUUUUUUAGAAAAAGAUCUUUUGUAUUUACCUUGUAGACAUCAUAUAUAUGAAAUCAUUCUUAGAAGCGUUUUCGAGGAAAAGAUGGGUAAAACUACAGGUCCGAAUGUAUUAAUCUUUAAAAAAUUUCAAAACGCUUGGUCUGGAAUCAAUGUUCAUAAUUUCCGAUCCGGGAUUGAAAACAAAAAGGUCAAGGGACACUUGAAUCAGGGCGAUAUAACUCGAAUUCUUGAUUUUGUUAGAAAUACUUUAAGGGAACAGCAACCUAGAGAGGAUUAUAAGGAAUUCUUAGAAUUAACAGCAAUUUUCCUUGGCGAAGCACCACCUCGUGGAAUAUCUUUCCGUGUUCCGGGGGCCAUCCAUCAUGCGAGGUGGAUGGCCAAAGCGAUUUAUUGCUUGAAAAUCUUUCUGUUUCGUGGUGAAUUUAUAUUAUCACUACAAGAAGAAAAUGCGAUCUGUGAUAUUUGUAUCUUUCUUGUCAGUGUGUAUGUCGAAGCAUGGUUUUGUGCGCCUUCUGCAAUCAAAGCACCGUAUCUGGAUUUCAGGGUUCUUUCGAAACUUUUUGAAUAUCAAGCUGUUGAUCGUGGUAUCUCUCAUGUUGCUUUACAAAAACUAAGCAAUCAUUUAUGGUAUUUGAGCCCUGAAGUUGUCGCAUUAGCUUUCUUUGAUACAAAUUUAUCAUUUGAAUCAAAAAUAAAAAUGGUCAAUGCUUUGAAUCGCGAAACAGAAUCAUUAAACAAAAAUAAGAAGCGAAUAAAAGUACAAAUCGAUAAAAUCCCAGAAAUUAUUAACAACGGAAUUGAACAAUUUGUUUCCACCGAAACUAGAAAAUUUUUCAAAAGAUUUGACUUGAAUGAUGAAUUCCUUAAGACAGAACCGUUGACGUGGCAUAAAAAUGAAAGUUUUGUAAAAGGUCUGGAAUUAUUAAAUAAAUUGAGAGUUGUAAAUGAUUCGGCUGAGAGAGGGGUCAAGCUUAUGGAAGAUUAUAAUAAAUUAUUUACGAAAAAUGAGCAACAGAAACAGUAUGUGCUUCAGAUUGUAAGUGAUUACCGCCGAAAGUUUCCAGGUUAUAAAAAAGAGACUUUAUCUCAGCCGCUCAGCGUCAAGAUUUGUACUAAAAAGAAGUGAUUUUCACAUUUUUCUCGGAAAUAGUUAGUCGUACGAGAAAAAGUAAUAGAUAAUAA
This is a messenger RNA of Temnothorax curvispinosus, 1856 nucleotides long. RefSeq lists its product as uncharacterized. The record is from RefSeq and is a predicted model, not a curated record. Bases 31 to 1800 code for a protein of 589 amino acids. The transcript has a single exon. Lineage: Eukaryota; Metazoa; Arthropoda; Insecta; Hymenoptera; Formicidae.